GCUACGACAUUCUGCUUUACGGUAGCGUCGCUUCCUUUCGGACCGGCGGUCUGUCGGUGUUUUUCUGUCUGAGGAUCAGUGUGUUAAAGAGCUCGAUAAAACAGUCUGUUGUUCACGACAUCUGUGCUCUUCACACAGAGUUAGGUCAUGGCAAAGUUCCAUGCUCCUGUGAUCCAGGACAACCCAUUAGGGUGGGGUCCAUGUGCAGUUCCAGAGAAGUUUAAAGACAUGCCCUACCAGCCUUUCAGCAAAGGAGACCGCCUGGGAAAGGUUGCUGAUUGGACUGGAGCAACUUACCAAGACAAGAGAUACACAAACAAAUACUCCUCCCAGUUUGGAGGCGGUAGUCAAUAUGCUUAUUUUCACGAGGAGGAUGAGACAAGCUUUCAGCUGGUGGACACUGCCAAGACACAGAAGACAGCCUACCAGAGGAACCGCAUGAGGUUUGCUCAGAGGAAUCUGCGCAGGGAUAAGGAUCGAAGGAACCUGACACAGUUCAACAUGCAGACACUGCCAAAAAGUGCCAAACAAAAGGAGAGGGAUCGUAUGCGCUUGCAGAAGAAGUUCCAAAAGCAGUUUGGUGUUCGUCAGAAAUGGGACCAGAAAUCUCAGACCCAGCUGAAGCCCAGAGAUUCCUCUGUGGAGGUGAGGAGUGACUGGGAGGUGAAGGAAGAGAUGGACUUCCCCAGACUGAUGAAGAUGAGAUACAUGGAAGUGUCUGAUCCUGUGGACAUUGAGUGCUGUGGUGCUCUAGAGUACUACGAUAAGGCUUUCGACCGUGUCACCACCCGCAAUGAGAAGCCACUUAAGAGCAUCAAGAGGAUCUUCCACACGGUCACAACCACUGACGAUCCUGUCAUCCGCAAGCUGGCUAAGACGCAGGGCAAUGUGUUUGCCACUGAUGCCAUUUUGGCCACCUUGAUGUGCUGCACACGUUCGGUCAAUUCCUGGGACAUCAUUGUGCAGAGAGUCGGCAACAAGCUGUUUUUCGACAAGAGAGACAACUCUGACUUUGAUUUACUCACCGUGAGCGAGACGGCCAACGAGCCCCCCCAGGACGAAGGCAACUCCUUCAACUCGCCACGUAACCUGGCCAUGGAGGCCACGUACAUCAACCACAACUUCAGCCAGCAGUGUUUACGCAUGACUGGAGAGCGCUACAAAUUUCCGAACCCCAAUCCAUUUGUGGAGGAGGACAUGGAUAAGAGCGAGGUGGCAUCUGUUGCCUACAGGUACCGCCACUGGAAACUCGGCGAGGACAUCGAUCUGAUUGUACGCUGUGAGCACGAUGGAGUGAUGACUGGGGCCAACGCAGAAGUGUCUUUCAUUAACAUCAAAACCCUUAACGAGUGGGACUCCAGGUACUGCAACGGAGUGGACUGGCGUCAGAAGCUGGACUCCCAGAGGGGCGCUGUCCUGGCCACAGAGCUGAAGAAUAACAGCUACAAACUGGCUCGUUGGACCUGCUGUGCCAUGCUGGCCGGGUCAGAGUAUCUCAAGCUGGGAUAUGUGUCCCGGUACCACGUAAAGGACUCUGCUCGCCACGUCAUUCUCGGCACUCAGCAGUUCAAACCCAACGAGUUUGCUAGCCAGAUCAACCUGAGCAUGGAGAACGCCUGGGGCAUCCUCCGCUGUGUCAUCGACAUCUGCCGCAAGCUGGACGAGGGCAAGUACCUCAUCCUCAAAGACCCCAACAAGCAAGUGAUUCGAGUCUACAGCCUGCCUGAUGGGACCUUCAGCUCUGACGAAGAGGAGGAGGAAGAUGAGGAUGAAGAGGACGAGGAUGAAGAAGAUGAAGAAAAUUGAAGACUGGAGACUGAAUGGACCAAAGUGGCGACUCGUCAUCAACACGCUGUUCACUUUUUUUGACGUCCAGUAAAAUCAGCAGGUCAA
Messenger RNA from Thalassophryne amazonica, 1893 nucleotides. RefSeq names its product eukaryotic translation initiation factor 3, subunit D (gene eif3d). Gene Ontology annotation, biological process: translational initiation. NCBI's taxonomy places the organism in Eukaryota, Metazoa, Chordata, Actinopteri, Batrachoidiformes, Batrachoididae. Gene Ontology annotation, cellular component: eukaryotic translation initiation factor 3 complex; cytoplasm. The transcript is spliced from 16 exons. The record is from RefSeq and is a predicted model, not a curated record. Bases 148 to 1806 code for a protein of 552 amino acids. Gene Ontology annotation, molecular function: translation initiation factor activity.